AUGACGAGCGGAUUGAGGUUUUCCGCUUUGCCCAUGGGGCCCUUGGUGUUCCUCAGUCUGCUGGUGACGGCCCGGGCGCUGGAGUUUGGCGGGGCACCCGGCCAGUGGGCCCGCUACGGGCGCUGGGAGGCGGGCUCGGUGGGCGAGCUGAGCUUCAGCCUCAAGACCAACAUCAGCAAGGCUUUGGUGCUCUAUCUAGAUGACGGCGGCAACUGUGACUUCAUGGAGCUCCUGAUCGCCGGAGGGCGCCUCCAGCUGCGCUUUGCCAUCCACUGUGCCGAGCCCGCCACUUUACACAUGGAAACCCAGGUCAACGACGACCGCUGGCACAUGGUGCUCCUCACCCGCAACUUCCGCGAGACUCUGCUGAUGGUAGACGGCGAGACCAAGAUGGCGGAGGUCAAGUCCAAGCGGAAGGAGAUGGCGGUGGUCAGCGACCUGUUCGUGGGCGGCAUCCCGCCCGACGUGCGCCUCUCAGCCCUCACCUCCAGCACGGUGAAGUACGAGCCCCCGUUCCUGGGCCUGAUCUCCAACCUGAAGGUGGGAGAGACGCCCCCCACCCUGCUCAACAGCCAGGGCAUCCAGAGUGACAUGGAGUACCUGUGCACCAAGCAGAACCCCUGCCUCAACGGAGGUUUCUGCUCCAUCCAGUAUGCCGAGGUGCACUGUGACUGCACGCACACUCGCUACAAGGGGAAGUACUGCAAGGAAGCGCGGCCCCUCCAUGCCUGUCCCCAGAGGGACUACCACAGCCGAGGGCCCACAGGAGUGGACGGCAGACCUCUACCCGCCACGACUGCCUCCCAGAAUGGGAACAAGAGAGCAGCGGCCCAGCCGACCAACAAGAGAGCCAUGGGGGUCCUGGGUGACCAUUAA
Molecule: messenger RNA, 876 nt
Organism: Salvelinus namaycush (lake trout)
Lineage: Eukaryota; Metazoa; Chordata; Actinopteri; Salmoniformes; Salmonidae
Product: neurexin-2-like
Exons: 3
Coding region: 1-876 (291 amino acids)
Source: RefSeq, a predicted model, not a curated record